This is a messenger RNA of Pungitius pungitius (ninespine stickleback), 6935 nucleotides long. RefSeq names its product protogenin homolog a (Gallus gallus) (gene prtga). Gene Ontology annotation, molecular function: protein binding. The transcript is spliced from 19 exons. The record is from RefSeq and is a predicted model, not a curated record. NCBI's taxonomy places the organism in Eukaryota, Metazoa, Chordata, Actinopteri, Perciformes, Gasterosteidae. The coding region runs from base 93 to 3668 and encodes 1191 amino acids. Gene Ontology annotation, biological process: cell-cell adhesion.
UGGUCCUCCUCAGUAGCAGCCCAGUUCAUCCGGAGGAGACGACCACAAAAAAGCAGCUAGCAUGCGCACACAAUUAACGUAACGUUAGUUAAAUGGCGCCCGUCGAAAGGAAAUUGUAUCAGCGGUUGCUGGUCUUCGCUUUUCUUCAUAUCUCAGGUGUUUUGUGUUUUAGCGAGUUAUUCUUCAUCAAAGAGCCCCAUGAUGUCACUGUCAUGCGGAAAGAAGCUGUUAUUUUGGACUGUCAGGCACACGGAGAGUCACCCAUCGACGUCAGAUGGCUCAAGAAUGGAGUAAAAGUAGUGGAGAACGAACGGGUCUACCAUCUCUCCAAUGGCUCCCUUUAUAUUUCCGAGGUGGAGAGCAGAAGAGGAGACAAAUCAGACGAGGGGCUUUAUCAGUGUCUUGCUCAGAACAAGUACGGAGCAAUCCUGAGCCAAAAAGCCCGUCUUACAAUCGCAAGUAUUUCUGCUUUUGCAAUCCAGCCAACACCUACAGUGGUGACUGAAGGCUCAGUUGCCAGGUUUUCCUGCAAAAUCAGUGCUCACCCUCCUUCCAUCAUCACUUGGGAGUUCAAUCGGGUCACAUUACCCCUCACCACUGAAAGAAUCACAGUCCUGCCCAGCGGUGUUCUCCAGAUCCACAGAGUGCAGCGGGCAGAUGCUGGAAAUUACCGCUGCAUCUCCACCAACAUCGCCAGCCGCCGCCGAAGCACAGAGGCUACCCUCACUGUCUCCCCAGCUCCCAGGCCUCAGCUUCCCCAAAGGCCACGUAUCAUUGCUGGGCCACAAAAUAUUUCGGUGUUGCUGCAUCAGAGUGCCAUCCUAGAGUGCAUAGCUACAGGCAAUCCCCAACCCAUCAUCUCCUGGAGCCGGGCAGACAGCAAGUCUAUUGACGUUUACAGUACCAAAGUGUUGGGGAACGGCAACCUCCUCAUCACAGACAUCAAGCCCCAGCACGGAGGAGUCUAUAUGUGCAGAGCCACCACUCCUGGCACGCGAAACUAUACAGUUGCUUCAGCAAAUAUCACCAUAUUAGCACCUCCUUCCUUGGUGGAGUGGCCAGAGAGCCUGACCCGUCCACGUGCCGGUACCGCCCGCUUUGUGUGUCGAGCUGAAGGAGCUCCAACACCUCAAAUCACUUGGCUCAAGAACGGAGAUAAAGUCCACUCCAAUGGUCGAAUCAAGAUGUACAACAGCAAACUGGUCAUCAACCAGAUCAUACCUGAGGACGAUGCCAUCUAUCAGUGCCAGGCGGAGAAUGAGCAAGGAUCGGUCCUCUCCAUGGCGAGGCUUAUUGUGGUGAUGUCUGAGGAUCGGCCGAGUGCUCCCAGGAAUAUCCAAGCCGACACCGUGUCGAGUUCUGCCAUCCUUCUGGCUUGGGAAAGGCCUCAGUAUAACUCGGAUAAAGUUAUAGCUUACUCAGUGCACUACAUGAAAGCUGAAGGAUUAAACAAUGAGGAAUAUCAAGUUGUCAUCGGAAACGAUACCACACGUUACAUUAUUGAUGACCUGGAGCCGGCUCGCAACUACACCUUCUACGUAGUGGCCUACAUGCCCAUGGGAGCCAGUCGCAUGUCGGACAACGUGUUCCAGCACACGCUUGAGGACGUUCCGCUGCGUGCACCUGAGCUCAGCCUCACCAGUCGCAGUCCCAUGGACAUCCAAGUUUCUUGGCAGCCCCUUCCAGACAAGCUGAGUCGUGGCCGAGUCUCUGCCUACCGGUUGUCUUAUCGCACUAGUACUGAGAGUACGGUUUCACAGAUCGAGCUCCCUGGAGACAAGACCCAGCAUUUCCUAGAAAACCUGAAGCCUGACACCAUCUACCUCUUACGUAUUGUUGCUGCCACCAGUGUUGGGUGGGGUGAGCAGUCUGUCUGGACAUCUCACCGCACUCCGAAGACAUCCAGCGCUCUAGUUCCUAUGGCUCCUGAACUGCGUUUAGAGCCUCUAAACUGCACAGCGAUCGUAGCGCGUUGGCAGCUGGCUCCUAGGAACUCAGUCAGUAUUCAAGGCUACAGACUCUUCCACCAUGAGGAGAGCCAAUCAGAGAGGUCCCCGGUUCAACUGCGUUCCUUGGAUAAUACAUACACCUUUGGAGGCCUAGACCCACGGAAGAAGUACCACGUUAAAAUUCUGGCUUAUAAUUUUGUGGGAGACGGCUACCAGGCUGACCAGACUAUCAGCACUCCUGGCUGUGUCUCUGUCAGAGACCGCCUCGUGCCGCCUCCACCUCCUCCACAUAACGUGUACACCAAGACUAACAGUUCGACCUCCGUGUUUCUGAACUGGGGUCGACCAGCCUUCACCUCCAGCCAUGCGGUCAACUACACUGUCCGCUGCAACCCCGUAGGCCUGCAGAACGCCUCCCUGGUGCUCUACCUGCAGACGAGUGAGCAGAACCUCCUGGUGAGAGAUCUGGAGCCAAACACCAAGUAUGAAUUUGCCAUUCGCCUUCACAUUGACCAGCUGUCUAGCCCCUGGAGCCCAGUGGUCUAUCAGAGCACUUUCCCUAAUGCUCCCACUCUGCCCCCCUCCAAUGUGAAAGUGACUCUGAUUGAAAAGGAUACAGCGCUGGUUUCAUGGAAACCUCCUGAUGAACCCAACGUAGCUGUGACACAUUACACCAUUCUGUAUGCCUCCAGAAAUGCCUGGAUAGCUGGGGAAUGGCAAGUACUGCAAAGAGAAGGAACCAUCACCAUGUCACUGCUGGAGAAGCUGAAGCCUGGCCAGAUUUACUUUGUGAAAGUGUCUGCAUCCAACCACAUGGGCGAUGGGCCAUUUUCUCAUACGAUGGAGCUAACCGUCCAAGCAGACUUCUCCUCUGGUCAUGAUCCCCGGCUCUCUCAUGGCUUCACCCACUCCACAGGCUUUUCUGAUGGCUUCUACCACCUGGACCAGAAGUCAAUGACAGGGAUCACUGUUGGAGUCUGCAUUGCUCUCAUCUGCAUCAUCAUCUGUGCUUUCAUCAUCGUCUGCAGAGGGAAAAAUAGGAAAUUUUCAGCAGCUAAAACAUAUGGAGAAGGAGUGAACACAUCUGCCUCAGUUAUAGGGCAUCUGGGCUCUGAGGGACAACCUGAACAGGCUGACGUGUACUUUCCGGUGAUGAGCCAAAAUCACUUUAUUGAUGCCAAGGGUGGUACAAAUCUCGUUAUAAAUUCUUUCGGCCCCAUUCAGUCCAGCAAUGAGAAGAAAGAGACGUGGUUUUCCUUCAGCAGUAAUGGGAAAAAGGACAGAAAAUCAGUUCAGAAUAUGACACACAUCUCCGCCUCCUACCAGCCUGGGACCCCGGUGUUGACCUUAGAAGAUGAGCUUUCAUUGUCUCCAGACCAGCCCACCACCCUGCAGGCCCUGCUCUGGCGUCCCGGUGACUCUGAGGGCUCCUCCAACAGCGAGGAAAGCCACGCAACCGGUGAUUCAGGUCGUUACUCUCACGAUGAGACAGAGAUGACAAACCUCUCAUCCGGAACCGGCAGCCGGCCUCCGUCUCUUACCGCAGAGGACGGCGAAGGCUCCGACUGCAGCGCCGCACCCAAAGAGUCAGACCAGCUGACGGAGGAAAGUCGCGGUGACCUGAAGCUAACGGUGUCUGUCGAGAGUGGCUGCUGUCAUCAUGAAGCAAAGAGCGAGUCUCAACUUUCUUUCCAAGUCUGUGUGCCUGAGUGUGUGUGAGACUGUUUGCGCCUGUGUGUGUCUGUGUGUGUGUGUGUGUGUGUGUGUGUGUGUGUGUGUGUGUGUGUGUGUGUGUGUGUGUGUGUGUGUGUGUGUGUGUGUGUGUGUGUGAGUAACUGUUACGGCACUGGUACACUUGCAAAAAGUUCAACUGCAUUCAGCUAGAAACAGAAGAGCUGAAACUAGUGAAACUUACAGUAAACUUCCUGCAGUUAUUUGUAAUGUAAAUGUACCACAGGCCUGAAUGUGAGUAGGAUUUUUCAGCCUUUUUAUCUUGGUCCAACAUGCAAUGAAGAGAAAACCGACAAAGGCCUUUUACAAUUUGGCAGGGAGGGGUACAUUUCUUUUACUUAUUUCUUUUUCAUUCAACAAAUGUCUAUAUUUUUAUUUCAUUUUAUUUUAUGUUUUCUUAUAUGUUUUUGAAGAAGAAAAAAUCUCACCCACCAUGAAUGUUUGAAAAGAAUGUGACAAAAAGUUACAUUUCUGACAUUAUUUAAGAGUUUAUCACUGGAGUGAAAGGGAAGUGUCCUUUUCACUGAUUAUCUACCUCAGUUUACCUACGGCUAAACUUACACUGUAUAUUUAAUAACUACUUAUACCUACGUCUUUUGUGAUGAACUUCCUUAGUCUCAUUACAUUUUAUACUUCCUGAUGACUUUUUUUUCCAAUUGUCAUCCAAUUCAGUUCUUUUUACUUUCGUUGUCCUGUUUUUAUGGAUGGUAAGGGCGCUGCAGCUUUCUCCUUUCGCUCCACCUCUUGUGUGGACUGAAGGCUGGGAAACAUACAGUUUGUUAUUUAUCCCCUCAGGUGUUGCUGAGGUACUGAGCCAGUAUUAAGUGUUUUGUUUUUUUAAAUCAUUUUGCCCAUUAUUGAUUAAUGGUGUGAAAAGAUAAUGAAUGUGUGCUUUUGUAUGUCGGCGUGCAGCUGCCCUCGCUAUUCCUGUUUUAUACUACCUCGAUUAAGAAUUUAUUUUCUUAUCUUAUUAUUUUACUGAGCUUAGGGAAUAAGUUUAGUACAUUUGAAAAGUCAUGUAGUGUUACAUGCUUAACUGACAGGGUAUCUUCUCAGUACUGAACUGUUGUAGAAUGUAAUUGCCUAUGAGAAUGAAUGUUUCUGGAGUUGUGCUGCCUUCCCCAAAGAUGAAAACCCCUCGUGGUUUCUCCUCAGGUACUUUAACGUCUGUUUUUCUCGACAGACUUUCGUUUAUUGACCUCUUCCUUUUUAUUCGAGUAAAAAUUCACACCAGAAGUGCUUGCAGAGGCGUGUCGGUAAAGAAAAGCUUUAUAAUUGGCCUUAAUGUGGAAAAGCAUCCAUCAGAAUUGGAAACCAAAGCCUAAUCUUUCUGAGGGAAAAGCUUCAUGUGAGGAUGCAAACCGUGAAGAAUGAUUGUAGUAACUGAAAUGGAAGUGCUCAAUCAAAGAGGAACGUGAAGAAUUGAAUGAACACCAUAAAACUAUAUUUUUGUUAGAAGAUAAUGUAGUACUGAGUACACUUUGUGGUUACCUUUUGUUCCAAGUAGUUGUCCUGUUUAGUUGGAGAGUAGAUAAAGAGUAGCACUUGUUUGCCAAGUAGUUUUGUAUUAUCUACCAAUGUGCAGCGGUGACUGUGAUGCUAUUAACCAAAGAGUUGUUUGCUACCUGACUUUAUUUUAUUCUCCGGCAGAAGGUUACUGAGGAAUGAGAAAUAAUCAAAACGCCUUAGACCAAAGAUGAAUCGUGGCCUUUGAGAUUGGUUGAGCUCCUCAAACGAAGCCUUGCACGUCAGUGGCCUUGCACGUCAGUGGCCUUGCACGUCAGUGGCCUUGGCCCGCGACAAGGAGGAAGAAGAGAGUUGCGGGUUAAAACUCUGAGGAAGUGCCAGCAGGAGGGACCGGCACUUCAUGAUAAUGGAGUUCCAGUUCAUAAUCGAUGUUAUGCACACAAAUCAAAUGAUUCUGUCGCAGAGUGCCUCAAAAACUGUUGCAAACAGAUGUCUGUAAAUUGUAGGUGAAAAUGAUUAAAUACAGUAUAUUAUAUUGAGUAGUGUCUGUGUUGCAACAGUGCAGUCGUGUGAAAAUGGCCACCCACUGAUUUUCCCCUGAGGUUCAAGUAAUUUACACAAUUUAAAAGUUUUUAUUUGGUAGAUUUCCUCACAUGGUAGAUACUUAAAAUACAUUUUAAACAAGGAAAAGUUCUUUGAAAAAACUCUUUGAGUUAACUGAGGCAGUAUCAUACAGAUUGUAAAAAAAUCAGUGGGCCCUCAAAAGUUUUCACAUUUCUGUAUUUUUAAUCAGAGGAUUCUGCGCAGGAUUCAAUCAUGGACAUUUUCGGGAUGAAAAGUUACACAAUCAGCUUAACUUUUUUUGAAAAGCAAACACGGUAAACCGACGAUUUAAAGGUCACCGUUGUGUAUUGGUAUACUGACAGACAUCUGUUGAAAAGAAUCCUAUCUUUGUGUAAAGUUUUGUCAUUGUCAGUGUCCUCAUACUCAUUUAUUGCUGUAUAAUAUGAUGUACUUCAAGAAAGCAGGAGGAGAGCUGUUUCUUAAUCAUUUAUUUUGAUUAAUUCAAGUUUUUUUUAUCAGUUGAGUCAUGAUUUUCUUUGCAAAGUAAAACAAGGCUAUACAUUUCCAUUUGGACCAGAUCCAUAAUUUAUUCCUAUAACCUGUAUACUUUCAAAGCUUUAAUCAAUUCUGAAUUAAAAAAAGCCUUGUGCUUAUUUUCUGAACCCAAAAUGUUAAGAAGUGAUGUUUUAAAGUUUAGAUUAGAUGCUGACCUUUAAUCGCCAACACACUGCCAGAGUCAUACAUGUUCUGGAUUGGGCCUUUUUCUUGUUCAUACAUAAUUCUUAAGUGCUACCUCUGGUUUAUAGCUUAAAGGUGCAGAUGACAUUUACUUUAAUAAUGAAUAGUUAUAUAAUAGAAGUCAAGAUCCUCCUGCAAAUAUCCCGAGAUGUCGGUCUGUUGUUUUUCUUUCCAUCAAUAUCUUAUGUUGGUAUGAUGUUUCUGUCCAAACCUGUUUGUUUUCAAAAUUGAAAGGGAUGAGACACAGUCCUAUUUUGUUAUAAUAGGCUAUGAUAUGAGGUGGAGCACUGCGGGUCAUUUUUAGUCAGACUCAGGGGAACCCACAGCUGCUCCUCCUCAGAGAAAAGGCAGGUUUUAAGUCUUAAAAAUUGAAUGUACCUUAUUGUAAUAAUUCUGUUUUUUGAUAUGUUCUCUUAAUGUUUUGUAAUAUUUUGUCUUUGUCAGCAAAGUCAAAUGUAAGUUGUUUCUUUGCCCAAACAUGGUUUA